Molecule: messenger RNA, 894 nt
Organism: Phytophthora nicotianae INRA-310
Lineage: Eukaryota; Oomycota; Peronosporomycetes; Peronosporales; Peronosporaceae
Exons: 1
Coding region: 49-774 (241 amino acids)
Biological process (GO): polysaccharide catabolic process
Molecular function (GO): cellulase activity
Source: RefSeq, a predicted model, not a curated record
GCCUUGCCGCACUCAAGUUCACCAACCAUCACCUCCAAGCUGCUUACGAUGAAGGGACUUCUCGCAGGUACCAUCGCUGCUGCCACCUUUGCUGUUGCCUCCGCUGGUGAAUACUGCGGUCAAUGGGACUGGGCCAAAAGCACUCAAUACACUGUGUACAACAACUUGUGGAACAAGAACGCUGCUGCGUCAGGCAGCCAAUGCACGGGAGUCGACAAGAUCAGUGGCUCCACCAUCGGUUGGCACACCUCGUACACUUGGACUGGAGGUGCAGCCACUGAGGUCAAGUCGUACUCGAACGCUGCUCUUAUCUUCUCUCCCAAGCAGAUCAAGAACAUCAAGACUAUCCCGACCAAGAUGAAAUACUCGUACUCGCACUCCUCCGGCACUUUCGUUGCCGAUGUCUCCUACGAUCUCUUCACAAGCUCCACUGCUACUGGCAAGAACGAGUACGAGAUCAUGAUCUGGCUGGCUGCUUACGGAGGUGCUGGCCCCAUCUCCAGUACAGGCAAAGCCAUCGCCACGGUGACUAUCGGCAGCAACAGCUUCAAGCUGUACAAGGGCCCGAACGGUAGCACUACUGUCUUCUCGUUCGUCGCCACCAAGACUAUCACCAACUUCACGGCCGACCUGCAGAAGUUCCUGACCUACCUGGUCAACAGCCAGGGUUUGCCAUCCAGCCAAUACCUGAUCACUCUAGAGGCUGGCACGGAGCCCUUCGUUGGUACGAACGCCAAGAUGACCGUGUCGUCGUACUCGGCUGCUGUCAACUAAGCGACUACAGUGCAAAUAUCGCGAAAGGAGCGAUAUCAUUUUCAGUUUAGAAAACGUACUUCGAAGUAUCAGUCAGUGAUGUUAACAUGAAUUGAGUAUGAAUGUUGAAAAAUAGUUGCC